AUGUCAAACACAAAUCCCCUAUCUAAAAGCCCACGGCCGGAAAUCGUUGCUAGUCAGAAGGCGCGAGAAGAACCAACGCCUGUUCUUGCGUCCCGUCAGCAUCUCGAUCCGCCAGCUACUAAUCUUCCUCAAUCUGGCGCGCAGUCACCAGAAAUGGAGCUUACAAAAAAGCAGAGGCGCAGGCUGAAAAAGCAAGCUCAGAAGUCAUCCGCUUUAAAGACCAGACGUGAAUCGGAGAGGCAUGAGAUAGCGGCACCCCAAGCAGAGGCGGUUGCCUCACGAGCACCAUCAUCGCCCCCCACCGAUGUACGGUCACCACCACAAUUAUCCUCCAACGAGUGCACAAGCUCGGGUUCUAAACAGACCAGUUCGUCGUCGUCCAAUGGGGUAACACCAGCGGCGGUAAUCAUACCCUCGAAACUUCCUGUAAGCGAUCCUGCCCGCAAUCAUGGACCGCUGGCCAUGAAGGCUGGAAUGACCACGCAAGGGGGAGAUGAGUUUGUACCAAUCAAGAAGAUUGAAUCGGGACCGGGAUUCUUCAACGUCAUCGGUGUAGUUACGUCAACCAGGCCUAUGUCACAAACGCGCUCACAAGAGUGGUCCCGUAGUUUUUCCAUCGUCGACCCGUCCUGCAUGGAAGACGAUAUAGAUGUCGUGACUUAUAGUUUCACGGUCAAUUGCUUCCAGAAGAAGCACACUGCGUGGCUCCCUCAGGCUGAAGUUGGCGAUAUAGUCCUCUUUCGGAGGCUGAAGGCCUCCACAUUCCAUGGGGGUCUCAAUGGUGUAGGGUAUGAGGACAAGUUGCGCUGGGUCACCUAUGAUACCCAAGCCCGGCGUUUCCGCAAUCCUAACAGAAUUGACGCUCCGCGUUCCGAGACAUCAGGUGAAGGAUUUGGAUAUUUGUACUCACCUUACUACGAGCCGAGUGGACAAGGCAAAGAAGCAGAGUAUUGUGCUCAGCUUGCCGAUUGGUGGCAAGCGAUACAUGCGAAAGAUCAAAGUAUUACAACCGUGCAAUGCGCCCCACGCCCUUCGCGAGAGCAUCACCUCAUCUCUGAGGUUACCCCGGACACUUCUCCUCAAGGUUAUUUCGAUUGCACCGUCGAAAUUUUGUACAGCUACGAAAAUGCCAGCGGACCCCACACCUUGUAUGUGACCGACUACACUGUGAACCCUCACACCAAACCGCCACAAGCAAACUGGUGCCCUCCGGAACUGUCAGCAUACGUUUUCAAGAUGGAGAUGUGGGAUAAAGCGAGACUUCUUGCAAAGACAAUGCAGCCCGGAGAGUUCUGGAGCCUCCCAAAUGCACGCGUGAGGACAGACUCUUAUCAACUCCAUGGUAAAUUGGUGGAAACACAAAAGUCAAAAAAACUUGACGAGGCCGAAUCUGGUAAUAACUUACAUUUUCGCGCAUUGUUAGAGCGGAAAAAGAAGUUUGAGCAGAGGGGAGGGAUGUCUGGCUCUUCUGCACGGUUUGACACCAAGUUGAUUGAAGAUGUUGACGAAGAGGUCGCGUUCUUCCACUGCACGGUUGAGCUUCUUCAUGUUGAUCUUGCUUCUGCAGAGGAGCCCGUUGUUUACGUGACGGAUUACACAUUUAAUCCCGACCUCGUCAACCCAGCAGAGCCAGCACCCUGGGCCCUCGGCCUCGACCGCCGGAUCGUCAAGAUUGUCCUGGAGGGUGGGCAGAAAGGGAGAACACGUGACCUUCAGCUAGGCGCGAUGUAUAGAAUCAAGAAUUUGCGCUUGAUCAAGAGGACAGGUGUUAAAGGUGUUUUCGGGCGUCUAGGGGGUGACGAACGACUCAUCAUCGCAGCCAAUGACCAUGAGAAGGAGGAAGUACAAGCUCUUCUACAACGCAAGGAGAAGUGGAAGUUAGAAAUGAAACGAGACGGGGUGUCCAUUGAACCAUUGAAUAUUUCUACUGCAGCAUCACGCCCUCGUACUCCCGAGACAUCGCAGGAUCUCACUCUGAAACAAGUUAUCGCCAGUACUGUCUGUCCCAACACAUUCACAGUUGUUGCACGGGUGACCGAUUUUUAUCCCUUCGAUCUGAAUGAUGCCACGUACCUGCGAUGCACGAACUUACGGCGGACCUGGAAACGCUGUGUCGACUGCGAUGACAUGCUCGAUACUUAUUGCAAAUGGUUUUACAAACUGAUAUUACUAUUGGAAGAUGAUGAAAGAAACACGAUCUCGGUUUCUGCCUGCAACGAAGAUUGCAAACUUCUGUGCGGCUUGCCUGCUGCCGACUUGGAAGCGGAUAAAGGUGCUUUUGAUCAACUCGUAGCUCGCCUACAACCCGUUAUCGGCAACCUCAGGCAAGUGCAUGACUCAUAUACGAAGCCGGAGGUCCUACCAGUCGUUUCCCCGAAAAUGCGUUUCACCGUCGAGAGUUGGAUCGCGAAAGGUGACCGAUUGUACGGGCUUCUGGAUUAUACUCCACUUUAA
Suillus bovinus is the source of this 2454-nucleotide messenger RNA. RefSeq lists its product as uncharacterized. The record is from RefSeq and is a predicted model, not a curated record. Gene Ontology annotation, cellular component: nuclear telomere cap complex; chromosome, telomeric region. Lineage: Eukaryota; Fungi; Basidiomycota; Agaricomycetes; Boletales; Suillaceae. The transcript has 10 exons. Bases 1 to 2454 code for a protein of 817 amino acids. Gene Ontology annotation, biological process: regulation of telomere maintenance via telomerase; telomere capping. Gene Ontology annotation, molecular function: G-rich strand telomeric DNA binding; telomerase inhibitor activity.